UCUUGCGCGCCGGUCGGGUUGGUCCUCGCUGCCCACUUGCACACCGCGGGCCUGGGGAGCAGCCCACGGCCCCCGGCCCCUCGGAGCGCCCCUAGAUGAAACCGUGCGUUCUCCCCGCGGGGGCACAGCUCUGGCGGCGGGCGCGGGGCAAGCGGGGCAGCCCAGCCAUGCGCGCCCCCGGCUGCACGUCGCUCUGGGUGCUGCUGCUGGUGGGUGUGCAGCAGGCACCUGCGUGCGCCGUGGGACCCGCAGCAGCCUCGCCCGGGAGCCCGAGCGUCCAGCGUUCUCCUGGUCCCGCGGAGUGGCCGGGCUGGGUGGAAAAGGGCGAGUAUGACCUGGUGUCUCCCUACGAGGUUGACCGCAACGGUGACUACGUGUCCCACGACAUCUCGCACCCCCAGAGGAGGAAAAGGGCGCUGGCCCAGCUCGGAGUGGGCUCUCUGCACCUUCGGCUGCAGGGCUUCCGGCAAGACUUCCACAUGGAUCUGGAAACUUCCAGCAAGCUGGUGGCUCCUGGAUUUCUCGUACAGACUCUGGGAAAGCGGGGCACUAAGUCCGUGCAGCCCCUCCUGCCCGAGGAUUUCUGCUUUUAUCAAGGCUCCUUACGGUCCCACAAAAACUCCUCCGUGGCUCUUUCAACCUGCGGAGGCUUGUCAGGCAUGAUAAGAACCCAGGAAGCGGACUACUUCUUGAAGCCACUUCCUUCGCACCUGGCAGGGAGACUCAGGGCCUCUGCAGAGGGGACCCCCCCCUCCCACAUCCUGUACAAGAGAUCCACCGAGCCACAGGGUCCAGAGCCCCCCCAGAUGGCCAGGAGCCAGAAAAAGUGGGACCUGGAAAACCGCCACCUCCAGCACCAACAUCCACCCCUGCGCAGAGGCGUCAGCCCCAGGCACCUGCAGAAGCAGCAUUUCUGCGGAAGACGCAAGAAAUACAUGCCCAAGCCUCCCCGGGAAGACCUUUUCGUCUUGCCCGACGAGUACACGUCACGGUCAAGGCACAGACGCUCCCUGCUCAAGUCCCACAGGAACCAGGAGCUGACCGUGGAGACGCUGGUGGUGGUUGACAGAAAGAUGAUGCAAAACCACGGCCCCGAAAACAUCACCACCUACGUCCUGACCGUACUCAACAUGGUGUCGGCCUUGUUCAAGGAUGGAACCAUAGGAGGGAAUAUCAACAUCGCCGUCGUAGGGCUGAUUCUUCUGGAAGAAGAGCAGCCAGGGCUGGUGAUAAGCCAUCACGCGGACCACACGUUAAGCAGCUUCUGCCGCUGGCAGUCCGGACUGAUGGGGCAGGACGGGACCCGCCAUGACCAUGCCAUCUUGCUCACCGGCCUGGAUAUUUGCUCCUGGAAGAAUGAGCCCUGUGACACGCUGGGAUUCGCGCCCAUAAGUGGCAUGUGCAGCAAAUACCGCAGCUGCACCAUUAAUGAAGACACGGGGCUCGGACUGGCUUUCACCAUCGCCCACGAGUCAGGACACAACUUCGGCAUGGUCCAUGACGGAGAAGGGAACGUGUGUAAAAAGUCGGAGGGUAACAUCAUGUCCCCUACGUUGGCAGGACGCAACGGGGUCUUCUCCUGGUCAGCCUGCAGCCGCCAGUACCUGCACAAAUUUUUAAGCACCGCCCAAGCUAUAUGCCUUGCUGAUCAGCCAAAGCCUGUGAAGGAAUACAAAUACCCCGAGAAGCUGCCGGGAGAGUUGUAUGAUGCAAACACGCAGUGCAAGUGGCAAUUUGGGGAGAAAGCCAAGGUCUGCAUGCUGGAUUUUAAAAAGGACAUCUGUAAAGCCCUGUGGUGCCACCGGAUUGGAAGGAAAUGCGAGACGAAGUUUAUGCCAGCAGCAGAAGGCACUGUGUGUGGGCAUGACAUGUGGUGCCGCGGAGGCCAGUGUGUGAAGUAUGGUGACGAAGGCCCCAAGCCCACCCACGGCCACUGGUCGGACUGGUCGCCCUGGUCCCCUUGCUCCAGGACCUGCGGGGGAGGGGUGUCUCACAGGGACCGGCUCUGCACAAACCCCAGUCCAUCGCAUGGAGGGAAGUUUUGCGUGGGCUCCACGCGGACGCUGAAGCUUUGCAACAGUCAGAAAUGUCCCCGCGACAGCGUUGACUUCCGUGCGGUGCAGUGCGCCGAGUACAAUAGCAAACGGUUCCGAGGAUGGCGCUACAAGUGGAAACCGUACACCCACGUGGAAGAUCAGGACUUAUGCAAACUCUACUGUAUCGCAGAAGGAUUUGAUUUCUUCUUUUCUUUGUCAAAUAAAGUCAAAGAUGGGACUCCAUGCUCGGAGGAUAGCCGUAAUGUUUGUAUAGAUGGGAUAUGUGAGAGGGUGGGAUGUGACAACGUCCUGGGAUCCGACGCCGUGGAGGACUCCUGCGGUGUGUGCCGGGGGAAUAACUCCAGCUGCACGAUGCACAAGGGCCUCUACGCCAAGCAGCACCGCACCAACCAGUAUUAUCAGGUGGUCUCCAUCCCUGCUGGAGCCCGGAGCAUUCGCAUCUAUGAAAUGAACGUAUCUACCUCCUAUAUUUCUGUACGAAAUACUCUCAAAAAAUACUACCUGAACGGACACUGGAUGGUGGACUGGCCCGGCCGGUACAAGUUUUCAGGAAGCUCCUUCAACUACAGGCGGUCCUACAAGGAACCCGAGACCUUGACCUCCCCUGGACCGACCAACGAGACGCUCAUCGUGGAGCUGCUGUUCCAGGGGAGGAACCCCGGCAUUGCCUGGGAGUACUCGGUGCCGAGGCUGGGGAGUGAGAAGAAGCUCCGUGCCCAGCCCAGCUACACAUGGGCCACCAUCCGCUCGGAGUGCUCCGUCUCCUGCGGGGGGGGACACAUGACCACGAGGGGAGCCUGCUACAGAGACCUGAGGUUCCCGGUGAACGCGUCCUUCUGCAGCCCCGACGCCCGGCCCGUCACAGGGGUCACGCCCUGCAAAGUGUCUGCCUGUCCCCCCAGUUGGUCCGUGGGGAACUGGAGCACCUGCAGCCGGACCUGUGGUGGGGGCACUCAGAGCCGCCCAGUCCAGUGCACGCGGCGGGCACACUACAAAUCAGAGCGGGUCCCAGCCAGCCUCUGUCCAAAGCCCAUGCCCUCCAGCCGACAGACCUGCCACCCUCAGAGCUGCCCACCCGCGUGGAGCACCGGGCCCUGGGCAGAGUGCUCGAGAACCUGCGGGAAGGGGUGGAAGAAGCGGUCCGUGGCCUGUAAGAGCACCAACCCCUCGGCCAGGGCGCAGCUGCUGCCCGACGCUGUCUGCACCUCGGAGCCCAAGCCCAGGACCCAUGAGGCCUGUCUGCUCAAGCGCUGCCACAAGCACAGGAAGCUGCAGUGGCUUGUGUCCGCCUGGUCCCAGUGCUCUGCUACCUGUGAGAGAGGCACACAGAGAAGGUUCUUAAAAUGUGCUGAGAAGUACGUUUCUGGGAAGUACCAGGAGCUGGCCUCCAAGAAGUGCUUGCACCUGCCACAGCCCCACCUGGAGCUAGAACGCGUCUGCGCCCCGUUUCCUUGCCCUAAGCACCCUCUGUUCCCUGCCGCAGGCCCCCCACGGGCCAGCUGGUCUGCCUCGCCCUGGUCUCAGUGCACGGCCAGCUGCGGCGGCGGCGUGCAGACAAGGUCUGUGCAGUGCCUGGCGGGGGGCCGGCCAGCCUCGGGCUGCUUCGUGCAGCAGAAGCCCGCAGCCUCCCAGGCCUGCAACACUCACUUCUGCCCCGUUGCCAAGAAGAGAGGCGCCUCCUGCGAGGACCGCACCCCCUGGUGCUCCCUGGUGCCGCAGCACGGCCUGUGCGGCCACCCCUCCUACGGCCCGCAGUGCUGCCGGACGUGCUCCUCGUCCAACCUGUGAACCACGUCGGCGGCUUCCAGGGCACAAAAGGCACCUCCUCCCUUCCAGCACAGCCAGCAGGGCGUCCACACCGUGCGCAUCCGAGCAAGAUGGAAGCCAGGACAUGAAACGUCAUGCUGGGCUCUUGGACCCAACUCCUAUGCACGUGUGUUUGCGUUUGUGCGUGCGUGUGCGUGAGAGAGACUCACGCGUGCAAGUGGCUCUUGGGUGCACGGACAUGGUCUGGCGAGGCGGAGCCGGGCCCCGGGACACAGGGCACACUGGGCAGCAGGCGGCACUCAUCCUACGUGCUAACCCUGAACUGCGGGUCCUUGUCCGUGAGGGCCGGCCCGGAAAGAAGCAGCUGCUGCCGAGGACACCAGCCGGGUCCCACCUGGAGGCCCCUUUCUGGGGCGGGAUCAGCUCCAGGAUGUGUCCCCAGGCCCGUCCUGCCCCAGUGGCCGCUUCUCUGCAUAGAGACCGGGGGCCCAGGUGGGGGAGCUGGUCUCCAUCCUGGCGGGGGACCCGGCUCUGCAAACGGGGAAAAUGAAACCCCUUCUAAGUGGUGCUUCUGUCCCUCCCAGACUCACAUGCUGGAGGAGAGAAUUUUCCUAUGUGCUGUUUUUUCUCUCUCAGUUAUUUGCAAGUGCAUGUUUCCUGUUUAAACCCAUUUCCUCAUGCUUUUCUUGUUCAAGUGACAGAAUUAGAGACUCACUGGUUCCACCCAACCCUCGCCGACUGGACGGGGGCUCAGGGUUGGUCCCACUUGGGGACCCAGCAAGUGACGGCUUUGGACCCUAUGUUUCGGUGUUGCACGUUGUGAGGUGUUUAGGAUUCUUCCAUCCACUGUGUGUGUUUCUGGAGCAGCCAUUCAGCAGGAAGGCCAGCGGCUCCGGAGGGAAGGCUGCACGCGGGCCUCGCCGGCGCCCCGCCAGCAUCUCUGCGGCUUUUACUCCUUCACCGUGGUGUGACCUCCAUCCCAAAGGGCACCUGGAUAUUUAUAUUUGCCGAGGUUCUAUAAUAAAUUUUGCAUUGUGUGGCGUGCUUCUGAA
Molecule: messenger RNA, 4876 nt
Organism: Phacochoerus africanus (Common warthog)
Lineage: Eukaryota; Metazoa; Chordata; Mammalia; Artiodactyla; Suidae
Gene: ADAMTS16
Product: ADAM metallopeptidase with thrombospondin type 1 motif 16
Exons: 23
Coding region: 96-3845 (1249 amino acids)
Biological process (GO): extracellular matrix organization; proteolysis
Cellular component (GO): extracellular matrix
Molecular function (GO): metalloendopeptidase activity
Source: RefSeq, a predicted model, not a curated record